AUGGCGUACCAGCAACAGCCGGACCCACAGAAGAACCGCGUGUAUCAGUGGCGAGAGGUGGAGCUAAAUGGGGGCCUCACCCAGCUCUCCUUCCCCCUCACCUCCGAGCCCAUCCAAGGCACCUACAACGUGGUGGUGCAGAAGGAGUCGGGGACCAAUCUCGAACACUCCUUUACUGUGGAGGAAUAUGUGCUGCCCAAGUACGAGGUGUCGGUGAAGCUGCCCAAGAAAAUCACCAUCCAGGAUGAGGAGCUGAAAGUGGCUGUCUGUGGUCUAUACACCUAUGGGACCCCUGUCCCUGGCCUGGUGAAUGUCCGUGUGUGCCGGAGAUUCUCCCAGUCCAGGUCACGCUGCUAUGGAAGAGAGGCCGAGUCUGUGUGUGAGGAAUUCACCAGACAGGCGGACGUUCGAGGCUGUGUCUCCAAUGUGGUGAAGACUAAAAUAUUCCAGCUCAAGCGAAAGAGUUAUGAUAUGAAAAUUGAGGUGCAAGGCAAGAUCACGGAAGAGGGUACAGGGGUGGAGUUAACUGGGACAGGGUCCAGUGAGAUCACAGGCACCAUGAGCAAAAUCAGCUUUGAGCAGGUGGACUCUCAUUACAUACCAGGGAUCCCCUUCUCCGGGCAGGUGAAGCUGGUGGAUGGGACCGAUGCUCCAAUCGCCAAUGAAACAAUCCGGAUUUCCAUAGGGAGAAACAAAUACAAAGCCAACUACACAACGAAUGAAGAGGGCCGAGUCUGGUUUUCCAUAGACACUGUCAACUUCACAGACACCUCCAUUCAAAUCACCGCAAACCAUAAAUCUGAACUGAACUGUUACGACAGAGACUGGGUCACCCCUGAGUAUGGUAACGCCGUUCACACAGCAACACACUUUUACUCUCCGAGUAAGAGCUUUCUCAAAAUCGAGCCCUUGUCUCAGACUUUAAGCUGCGGCUCCAAUGAGAUGGUCCGGGUGCACUACAUCCUGAAGCCAGAGGCCGUGGGGGAGCAGAAGGAAAUCGUCUUUUACUAUGUGGUGAUGGCCAAGGGAGGCAUCGUGAGGGCAGGCACCGAGGUGCAUCCCGUGGGGGAUGGAGAACUUAUCCAAGUAUUUGAGCUGAGCCUCCCCGUGGGGCCUGAUAUCGCCCCCCUGGCCCGGGUACUCGUAUACACCACUUUACCCAGUGGGGACGUUAUCGCCAAUUCCGAAGAUUUCAAGAUUGAAAACUGCUUUGCCAAUAAGGUCGACUUGCAUUUCUCACCGGCCGAGGGCCUCCCCGCCUCCGGCACUCACCUCCGGAUCGGAGCCUCCCCGGGCUCCCUGUGCGCCGUCCGUGCUGUGGACAAGAGCGUCCUCCUCAUGAAGCCUGAAGCCGAGCUGUCGCCCAGCUCUGUGUAUGAUUUGCUCCCGGUAAAGGAGAUCAGGGGUUAUAAUUACCGGGAGCAUCAUUUGGAGGAAGAAGACGAUAAUCCUUGUGUGGAACUCAACAACGUCAUUAUAAACGGAUUCAUCUACAGACCCAUUUCUCCUGACGGUGAAGGGGACGCCUACAACGUUCUCAAGGCGAUGGGUUUAAAAGUCUUCACAAGCACCAAGGUCCAGAAGCCCAGACUCUGCAUGGAGAGAAUGUACAGUAGAACAUAUGUACCUCCCGUGGCUGCUGGACUGAUGGAUUUCUCCCAUUUCGAGCACAUCCCCGAUCAUUUGUAUCCCAUCAUCGCUCAUGGCCCAGUGGAGACCAUCCGGAAGUAUUUCCCUGAGACGUGGAUUUGGGAUUUAGUUCCAGUGAAGUCUGUCGGAAGUGCUGAUUUAGCCUUCCAGCCCUUUUUCGUGGAGCUCACCCUGCCCUACUCUGUGGUGCGCGGCGAGGCCUUCACACUAAGGGCCACUGUCUUCAACUACCUGACCCGCUGCAUCAGGGUCAGCAUCUCACUGGCUCCAUCUGAUGACUUCCGGGCUACCCCUGUGGAGAAGGAAGAAGAAUCUUAUUGUCUGUGUGUGAACGGACGGAAAACAAUGUCUUGGGCUGUGACCCCAAAAUCUCUGGGUAAUGUGGAUUUCUCAGUGAGCGCUGAGGCCCUGAAGACAGAUCUGCCCUGCGGGAACGAGGUAGUGGAGACCCUGGACAAAGGGCGGAAGGACACAGUGAUCAAACAGCUGUUAGUGGAGGGAAGCCAUAAUGACUUAAUAUGA
This is a messenger RNA of Chrysemys picta bellii (western painted turtle), 2172 nucleotides long. NCBI's taxonomy places the organism in Eukaryota, Metazoa, Chordata, Testudines, Emydidae. The record is from RefSeq and is a predicted model, not a curated record.